Messenger RNA from Rotaria sordida, 1362 nucleotides. The record is from the annotation of a GenBank genome assembly. Lineage: Eukaryota; Metazoa; Rotifera; Eurotatoria; Philodinida; Philodinidae.
AUGUCUUCUGAAAUUGUUUUUGUAUCAUCUGCUAGAAGAAGACAUGCAUUACCAGUAAGACGUAGUCGAUCAAUUCAACCAUUAGAUCAUAUACCAACACCACCUGAUUCUUUACUUGCUCAAUUAAUUAAUUUUCGUAUUAAUGGUCGAACAAUUAAUGCGCGAAAUGUUGACGAAAUUUAUCCCGGUUUAGAUCGUUUACUUCUUCGAUGUUUACAAACAGGUGAUUGUCGACAAUUAGAUAAUCGUUUAAAUCGAAAUUUAAAAGCCGAAUAUCUAUUAAUUACUAGUAAACAUAUACAUACUAGUGUAUGCUCACAAACACAAGAUAUACUUGAAAAACUUGUGGAAAAGGGAGCUACUCUUGAUCUUCAUUUUUACGAACCAAUUCAUAUGAAAGAGUUAGAAUUAAUGUGUAGAUAUGGCUUUGAUAUCAAUGAACGUUUAGCAAAAUAUAAUAAUCAAACACCACUUUCAAUAUUUAUAAAUAAAAAUUAUUCAAUAUCUAUGCUUGAUGUUUUAAUAAAACAUGGUGCACGUUUUGAUUUACAAGAUAAUAAUGGUCAAACAUGUCUUCAUAUUGCAUGUCAAUCAGCAAUAACUGAUCCUCUUUUUGAAUUUAUUAUUAAUAGUUCACCUGAUUCAUGUUUAAAUAUUCGAAAUCAAUCUGGUGGUACACCACUUGAUCUUAUGUAUUUAUCAACAUAUGAACAAGCAAAUUUUUCACGAUUACAUCGUUUACAUUUAUUAUUAUUACGUAAAGAAAGUAAAUUAACACGAUAUGGUAUGCGUGAACCAAAUUUACUUGCUAAAAAACAAUAUAAAUUAUUUGAUAUAUUAGCAUGUAAAGAAUUUUUAUUUAAAUAUCGUCUUAAAGAUAUAUUUGAUCCAACAAUACGAUCAUUAUCAUGGUGUAUAUUUUUAUUUUAUGAUGUUUUACGUGCAUGUGAACAACGUAAUACAAAUCUUGCACAACAAACAAUUCAAAAACGUCUUGAACGUUAUUUAAUAGCAAUGAUUGAAAAUGGUGAAAUACCACUAGAUAAAUUAAUAUUUCGUCCAAAUCUUCGUCUUGAUUAUACAUUUCUAUCUUCAGCAUCAUCAUCAUCACCAACAACUGAAUUAGAUCAACAACUAUUAAUGGAUGCGCAAAAUUCACUUUUAUAUAUGGCACAAAUUAAAAGUAAAUUAAAUGAAUUACGUAUACAAGCACUCACUUUAAAAGCUAUUUGUCGAAUUAAAAUUAAAAAAGAAAUUCAAACAUAUCCAAAUGAUAUUGUAAAAUUAAAUCCAUUAUCAAAAAUUUUACAAGCUUAUUUAACAUUUUAUAAUCCAUUUAUUAAAACUGAUGUUAUCAAUUAA